Molecule: messenger RNA, 1573 nt
Organism: Cephus cinctus (wheat stem sawfly)
Lineage: Eukaryota; Metazoa; Arthropoda; Insecta; Hymenoptera; Cephidae
Product: arrestin domain-containing protein 17
Exons: 6
Coding region: 360-1553 (397 amino acids)
Biological process (GO): protein transport
Cellular component (GO): cytoplasm
Source: RefSeq, a predicted model, not a curated record
UUUGGCGCCACCAUGACAUUGUGCGACACUCGAUCAAGUCUCGCGCCAAGUACAGGACACCAGCCGUACAGGGCUUAACGCUACCCACACUACACAAUGCGAAUCUCUUCCAUAUACGUAUUCACACACAUCAUUCUAUUCCGGAAAGAGCCCACAAUAUGGCGCAGCCAAUCACUAAGAAGCCCCACCGUUGGCCGGACUCUUACUAGAGAAACUCUAGUAAAACGCGCGCUGCUCCUCCCGCCGAAUAGUGUGAAACGCAGGCACUAGUAAGAGGCCAGAUACGUUGCCUUCUUUACGAUAGAGCGUCUGUGUGUGUGUAUCUCGUUAUUCCUGCUGCGCCCUCCUACGUAGCCAGGAUGGCUCUCAAGGACUUCAAAAUUCUAUUCGAUAACCCGUGGAGUACGUACUACAGCGGACAAACCGUUACAGGCCGAAUCCUUCUACUGUUAGAUAGACCGAAGAAGCUUCGAGGUAUCAAUGUAAAAGCAAAGGGAGUGGCCAACACCUGUUGGUCGUCGGAUAAACAAGAGUUGAAUAACGAAGGAAGAUACGAGAACGAGACUCAAACCGUCACCGGACACGAAGAAUACUUCAACAUCCAAUACUACGUUCUCGGCUCGUUCGCCGGAUCGGAAAUUGAAUUACCUGCGGGCGAGCAUAAGUAUCAGUUUUCCGUGACCUUACCACCAGAUUUACCGAGCAGUUUCGAGUCAGAUUUUGGUCAUGUUCGAUACACGGUAAAAGCUAUUCUAGACCGGCCUUGGAAAUUCGAUCAGGAAACAAAGGUCGCUUUUACAGUGGUUUCGUCCUUCGAUCUUAAUCAGGAACCCAAAGCCUCGGAGCCGAUACAGGAGGAAAUGAGUAAAACAUUCUGCUGCCUCUGUUGUGGUUCACAACCUCUGACAGUCAAGGUAUCGAUCCCGAUACGGGGCUAUGUUCCUGGCCAACGGAUUCCCAUAAGGGUUAACCUGGAGAAUCAUUCGAACGUCGUCGUCGACACGAUGAAAUUCAUUCUAUUGAAAAUGGUGACCUUUCACGCUGAUACACCGCGCACCGAGUCCAAGUCCGAGGAGCUUGUGGUCGUCGAAAUUGCUAAAGGUCCCGUAAGAGCUGGCGACAAUGCGAUGUACGAGCAGGAAUUGGAGGUCCCACCGCUUCCACCAUCAAAUCUCUCCAAUUGUCGUAUAAUAGACCUCGAGUACAAUUUGAAAAUGGAAGCCUGCGUUUCCGGCUGGUAUCACCGCAAUCUUAAAAAAAAUAUUUUAGUAUUCAUCGGCACGGUACCUUUGCUGAAUUAUCAAGGAAGUACCGUCGGCUAUCCGUCAAUUUCACCGUCUGCCCCAAAAGCACCCUCUUCAAGUGAGGCACACAUAUUGCCUCCCCUCCAACCGAUGGCCCAUCUGUAUCCGAGUUUGCCUCCACCAAGCUAUGAAGAUUCGGUGUACAGCGUGAAAAGUCUUCGUGAACGUGACGAGUCAGAGUAUAUCUUUGGUCUGAGAAGUCAUUUCGCUCCAAAGUAUCCGGUGUAUACAUUUACUCCUCAACAAUAAUACCGAUCUUAAUGCUUCUU